Capsaspora owczarzaki ATCC 30864 is the source of this 1322-nucleotide messenger RNA. RefSeq names its product guanine nucleotide-binding protein. Gene Ontology annotation, molecular function: protein kinase C binding; ribosome binding; translation regulator activity. Gene Ontology annotation, cellular component: cytosol; nucleus. The record is from RefSeq and is a predicted model, not a curated record. The transcript is spliced from 2 exons. Gene Ontology annotation, biological process: positive regulation of protein phosphorylation; rescue of stalled cytosolic ribosome. NCBI's taxonomy places the organism in Eukaryota, Filasterea, Ministeriida, Capsasporidae. The coding region runs from base 76 to 1026 and encodes 316 amino acids.
CUUGCUAUUUCCUUCUUGUUCUUCUUGUUUAGGAGUCGUUGCUCGCUCUCUUCUUUUCCAACCCAAAUUCACACAAUGGCGGAACAGCUUACUCUUCGCGGCACCCUCAAGGGCCACUCUGGCUGGGUCACCCAGAUCGCCACCACCCCCGAGGUCCCCGAUCUCCUUGUCUCUGCCUCGCGCGACAAGUCCCUCAUCAUCUGGAACCUCACCCGCGAUGAGACCAACUACGGCGUCCCCAAGCGUCGCCUCCAGGGCCACAACCACUUUGUCUCGGACGUUGUCAUCUCGUCUGACGGCCAGUUCGCCCUCUCCGGCUCGUGGGAUCACACCCUCCGCCUGUGGGACCUGAACUCUGGCGUCACCACCCGCCGCUUUGUCGGCCACACCUCUGACGUCCUCUCGGUCGCCUUCUCGGCCGACAACCGUCAGAUCGUCUCUGGCUCGCGCGACAAGUCCAUCCGCCUGUGGAACACCCUCGGCGAGUGCAAGUUUGUCAUCCAGGAGGACGGCCACUCCGAGUGGGUCUCGAGCGUCCGCUUCUCGCCCAACACCAGCAACCCCAACAUUGUCUCGGUCGGCUGGGACCGCGUCGUCAAGGUCUGGAACCUCAACAACUGCAAGCUCCGCACCAACCACUACGGCCACACUGGCUACGUCAACACCGUCACUGUCUCCCCCGACGGUUCCCUCUGCGCCUCCGGCGGCAAGGACGGCGUUGCCAUGCUCUGGGACCUCAACGAGGGCAAGCACCUCUACACCCUCGAGGCUGGCGACGAGAUCAACGCCCUCGUCUUCUCGCCCAACCGCUACUGGCUCUGCGCUGCCUCUGGCGCCUCGAUCAAGAUCUGGGAUCUCGAGUCCAAGAACCUUGUCGACGACCUCCGCCCCGAGUUCCUCUCGGUCGGCAAGAAGUCCCAGCUUCCCCAGUGCAUCUCCCUCGCCUGGUCUGCUGACGGCCAGACCCUCUUUGCUGGCUACACUGACAACGUCAUCCGUGUCUGGCAAGUCACCCGCCACGCUUAAGCGACGUCCCGCGUGCUCUUGAGUAGUUUUAUGAUUUCCCCCCGACCUGGUUGUUUUUGUUUGAGUGAGAUGCUGUUUUCUGCGUUGUUUUGCCUACUUGCGCCGACGGGCUUUUUCCCCCCAAACGUCUGUCAAGCGGCUUGGCGUUUGUGUCUUUUCGGUGUCCUAGGCGACACACACACACUAAAACAAGAUCUUCAUCUUCACCCCUCUCUCCCGGAUUUCCCCUUGUGCAUGCUUGUCUGUUACCCCGGCAAUUUUUUGAAAACAUUGAACACAGUUUUUUUUAAUGCCCC